This is a messenger RNA of Sinocyclocheilus anshuiensis, 2031 nucleotides long. RefSeq names its product O-acyltransferase like (gene oacyl). The transcript has 15 exons. The coding region runs from base 1 to 2031 and encodes 676 amino acids. The record is from RefSeq and is a predicted model, not a curated record. Gene Ontology annotation, molecular function: acyltransferase activity, transferring groups other than amino-acyl groups. NCBI's taxonomy places the organism in Eukaryota, Metazoa, Chordata, Actinopteri, Cypriniformes, Cyprinidae.
AUGCUACGGUUAACAUUGAGUGCUGUCACUCUGAUGUACCUGUUGGUUUGGCACGCUGCAUGUGCCUGGAACGUGUCGCUAAAAUGCAAGGAGGACACAACAGCGUUCCUUACGGAAUUACAGAAAGAUACUCCAAGCAAAUAUGCAGUCUUGAUGUACGAUGCAUUUGGUAAGAUUGGCAGUGAUGUUGAAGGAGGGAACGUGAACAGACCUGGGUCUCUGAGAGAGUGUCUGUCUGUGGAGGGCCUGGAGUUCAGGGGACAGUACUGCCAGGUGUUCCUCAAACAGGACAGUGUGGAGUAUUUUGUGGGUGUUUGCGUUCCAGACUCUUGUACAGAAUCAGAAGUCCAGACGCUAGUUGUUUAUGAUGCAUUUGAUCAGAAACAAAUCUCUUUACUUCCUUCUGUGCCUUCAAUCUUAAUGGCGGAUUCCACGCUUGGUGUAUUCAUGACUCAAUGCCUCAGUGAUUCCCCUCAUGCAGACCCGUCUGCCAUAGUCUGCCUGUUUGUGUGUUGUGCGUUAUUGGCGCUUCCUCUCAUAGCUUCCAUCUGUGUUGCGGUAUUAAAAAGGAAGCGAAUGAGAGAGGAGUGGCCAGGGCUGGAUUUCGCUCAUACCUCAAACACCAACCAAUACGGCGCUCUCUUGACUAAUGGCUCAGCCAAUCAGAGGAAAGAGAGCAAUGCUGCCCCGGAUACCACACAGACGAGGGACCAAAAUGCAGAAAAUGACCGGCAGAGCAUCUCAAAGACUGUGUCAUCGUGCCUUCAGGCGCUCUCAGUACAGAAUAGCAGUCAGGGGUUACUCGCCACAGAAAGCUCUGGAAGCAGUUAUUCCUCUCUGAAUGGCAUCCGUAUCCUCAGUUUACUCUGGAUCAUCUCAGGCCACACCAUGCAGCUCAGCGCCUGGAGUAACCUGGAUAAUGAUAAAAGAUGGAAGGAAAUGGUUGAGAGGAACCCUCUGUAUGUCUUUGCCUUCAGUGGGCCAGUGUAUCUAGCGGUUGACUCUUUUCUGCUGCUAGGUGGUCUCCUGAGUGCCAGAUCACUGCUGAGCUCCAUCCAGAGGUCAGAUAACACGCUUAGCUUCAGUCUGGUGGCUCAUUUCCUCUUCAAGCGUUUCAAGCGGAUUCAACCUCUCCACCUCUUCAUCGUGUGCUUGACCAUUGGACUCUUCUCCAUCGUUCAGAGAGGGGUCUUCUGGUUCAUAGCAGAGGAUGAGGUCUACAGCUGUAAGAAAUACUGGUGGUCGAACCUGCUCCUCAUCAACAACCUCUUCACCAUCACAGACAUUUGUGCACCCUGGACAUGGUAUCUCUCCAUUGACUUCCAGUUCUAUGCAACAACACCUUUUCUGAUAUUCCUUUACAGAAUAAACAAAAGCAUGCUUGUCAUUGUGUCGGUUAUUCUCCUAAUGAUCUCCAGUGUAACAGGAGCCCUGAUCACCGGUUUGCUGCAUCUCCCUGUGCACCAGCCAACCACACUGGCAUACGAAAGCUAUUUUCUGUAUUACUACAACAAACCCUACACAAGAUAUGGGCCGUAUCUACUGGGCAUUCUUGCCGGAAUAUACAUGACAACCAAGAAAGAGGCACUUAUAAAGCAACAGUGGCAGGCAGUCAUAGGUUGGCUCUGCUCGCUGUCAGUCAUGGCCCUCUUAGUGGGAUUGGCCUAUGUGCUGAGAGAGGUCCCGCCCUAUCCGUCCCUAACCCAUGCUGUUUAUCAGGGGAUGCACCGCUCACUUUGGGCCCUGGCUUUGGUCUGGAUCAUCCUGGCCUGCGAGGAAGGAUACGGAGGGUUUGUGGAUAAAAUUCUGUCUUUAGGCCUGUGGGCUCCUCUGUCUAACAUCAGCUUUGCCUGUUAUCUGAUCCACCCAAUCAUUAUUAUACUGUACAACGGCAAACAAGAGACAACCAUGCACUAUACAGACUUCAACUUUUUCUACCUGUUUCUGGGUCACCUGCUGUUGACAGUUUCUGUAGGUUACGUGUUAACUGUGCUAAUUGAAAAGCCGUAUCUCUUCCUGCCAAAACGAUAA